AUGGACGCAGAGUCCAGCGCUGUCAAGCUGCCCUUCCUUCGGCUAAACAAUCCGUUCGUCCAGAACCUCCUCUCCGCCGCAUGCCUCUUCUGCAACCCCGGCCUCUACCUGGCCGUCUCGCUGCUCGGCGCCGGUGGCGGCCGGCCCACGUCCACAACCAUGGCAAACAUUAGCAACGGCACGCUCUACGGCGUCUUUGUCUUUUCGGCCCUCAUGGCUGGCACUGUGCUCAACACCCUGGGUCCGCGCUACACGAUGAUGUUUGGCAUCACCGGCUAUCCCGUCUACAUUGGAUCCAUGUGGUACUUUGACGCCCAGGGCCACCUGUGGUUUCCCAUCUUCGCCGGUGCGUACCUGGGCCUCUGCGCCGGCUGUCUCUGGACCACUGCCGCGUACAUGUCUAGUGCCUACGCCGAAGAGAAGGACAAGGGCCUCUGGCGUGCCAUACAGUGGACAGGCAACAUCUCGGGCGCCGCCGUCGGUGCGUCUGUUGCCCUCGGCAUCAGCUGGAACUCUGCCUCGGCCAGCGUGCCCCAUUCGGUCUACAUUGUCUUUAUCGUCAUCCAAGUCGCCUCUGCCGGCUUUGCCUCACUGCUGCUGCCGUCGAACCAGCUGCGCCGCUCGGACGGCACUGCUCUCGCUGCCUUUGAGCACUUGACGGCCUGGGAGUCGCUCAAGAUCACGGGGUCGCUGUUCAAGGACUGGCGCAUCCUCAUCAUGAUCCCCUGCUGCUUCACGGCCGAGAUGUUCUUCCCGCUACAGGCUUCCAUGAACGCAUACGCCUUCAACCUGCGCACCCGCACACUCAACUCGCUGCUCAACAACCUCAUCCAGAUUCCCGUCACACUCGGCGUGGGCUUUUUGUUGGAUACCGAGCGUCUGGGCACCCGCCAGCGCCGGGCCUUUUACGGCAUCACGUUCGACGCCGUCUGGAUCACUGGCGCCUACGUUGCCCAGACUAUCUGGCUUGCCAGCUGGAAGUUUGACCGUUCCAUCCCGGGGCCGUCCAUCGACUGCACCGACAAGGCCUAUGCCGGCGCCGUCGUCAUCUACAUGCUGUACGCCGCCCAGUACGGCGUCUUUCAGAACGUCGUUCUUUACGUCCUCGGCUCGCUCACCAACGAGCCCCGCAAGCUCGCCGCCAUGGGUGGCUUCUUCGUUUCCUGGUUGAGCGCCGGCACCGCCGUCUCUUUUGGCGUCGAUGCUACCUCCCAGCCUUACGAGAACGAAAACGCAGCCUACUUUGCCCUCACCACAAUCUGCUGGCCCAUUCUGUACUUUGUCGCCUGGAAGUGCAUCAAGGCCACCAACUACGACAAGGAAGACAAUGUCAUUGUGCCCAUUCACGUGCGCCGGGAGCUACAUCUCGACGGCGAGAAGACGGGACCGCUCGAGGGCGUCGAGAUGACCCCCGAGACGCCACAGGCCAUGAGCGAGAAGGUGGAGUAG
Messenger RNA from Sporothrix brasiliensis 5110, 1449 nucleotides. RefSeq lists its product as uncharacterized. Bases 1 to 1449 code for a protein of 482 amino acids. The transcript has 2 exons. Lineage: Eukaryota; Fungi; Ascomycota; Sordariomycetes; Ophiostomatales; Ophiostomataceae. The record is from RefSeq and is a predicted model, not a curated record.